AUGAGGCAUCAUACUGUUAUUGCAUGUCUUGUCCAAUUAUCUUCCUUGACAUUAGGAUUCUGCCCAAACUACACACCGAGAAGGAACGACCCACAUUAUGGUCUCUCACCUGACCUAUUAUCCCUACAGCCUAGACUACCGACCGUGGUGAAGGUCCAAGCCAGCAGUGAUGUUUUUUCUUCGACGAGCAAGAAGGAAGCAGCAUCACUAGCUAAUCCUUCCGCUCGAUCUGUGGCAGUGUUUUCAUUGAUGGAUAGCCUUGGCAAGAAGAAUCGUUCUUUUGCAGUUCAGCAUUUGGAAAAUGACCCAGACUACCAGCGUCUGGAAAAACGAGACAAAGCUUUUGCUCGACUAUUAUUCUCAACAGUGGAACGCCGACAAGGACAGAUUGACAAGGUCGUCUCCAGCUUUACGAGGUCAAAUAAAUCUCAAAAGAUUAAAGCUGCUGACAGGCUUUGUAGGUCAGCCAUUUCAAUUGGUGCUGCUCAAAUACUUUUCCUGGGUGUGGCAGAACACGCUGCCAUCCAUGAUACAGUCGAGGUGCUUCGGAUGCAUCCAAAGAUCAAAAUAUCCAAACCGCAGAUUAAUUUUGUAAACGCCAUCCUUAGAAAUGUUCAAAGGAAAGGAAUGGUAGAGCUUGAAACGAACACAACAAUCUAUGACAACAUCGAACCCUGGCUCGCCAAGGAAUGGAUAGAAACAUACGGGGAGGAGAAAGCGAAGGUUAUCGCGGAAGCUUCCAUGGGUCAGUCACCAAUCUUUAUUUCAGUCAAACGUGAUUCGCAAAGCAAUGAGGCACAACACGAGGAAAAACUGAAACGGAUACGCGAUUGCUUUUCGACUGCUGGUGGUGGAGAUGAAGCAACCAUUCUACCGCAUGGAUCGAUUGAAAUUCCAAAACAUCAGAACUUUGGCGGUGUAUCGCAGUGGCCUCUAUAUAAAGACGGAGAGUGGUGGGUCCAGGAUCCUUCCGCUUCCCUUCCGGCGAUUGCCCUGCACAAUGCACUUUGCAAACUGGAGGACAACCAACAAAAAAAGGAAGCCAUGCACAUUGUAGAUCUUUGCAGUGCUCCAGGUGGAAAGACUUCCCAGCUUUGCUCAUUUGGCUUUGGAAAAGUCACAGCAAUCGAAGUCAGCAAGAAAAGGAUCCGACCAUUGCAGGAAAACAUGGCCCGGCUGAAGAUGGAGGAGAAGUGCGAAAUUGUGGUGGCCGAUGGGCGCGAAUGGAUUCCCAGUGACGACUCGAACCCAGUAUACGGAGUUUUGGCGGACGUUCCUUGCAGUGCCACUGGGGUCGGCAGUAGACGUCCCGACGUUUUGAGAAAGCAAGCAGAUGUUCUGGAGGAACUUUUAACAACCCAGCGAGAGCUUGCGGUUCAUGCUGCGGAUGACAUAUUGGCAGUUGGUGGUACUAUGGUUUAUGCCACCUGUUCUUUGCUGAAACAAGAGAGCGAAGACCAAGUAAAGUGGCUUCUGUCCCGACAAGACGGAGCAGUCAUGGAGACUGACCCAAUCAUGCGAGGAGAAAUUCCUGGCUUUGAUGAUGCCAUAGACGAAAAUGGAUGGCUUCGAGUCCUACCAGGCAUCCUUUCAGGAAGUCUGAAAUAUUGCGAUGGUUUCUUUGUUGCAAGACUUAAGCGAAUAAGAUGA
Molecule: messenger RNA, 1650 nt
Organism: Cylindrotheca closterium
Lineage: Eukaryota; Bacillariophyta; Bacillariophyceae; Bacillariales; Bacillariaceae
Source: the annotation of a GenBank genome assembly